AUGCAACGAUACCAUAAUCUUAGCUAUGAGGAUAAUUGGCCUCAUGAUGAUAUACUCAACACAGACGUUAUCGCCAGCGACGACGACAAUUGGCAGGCUGCAUUAUCCCCCAGCGAUGGGUAUUUUGGCGGUACGGCGUGGUUGUCAGGGGGCGCGGGAGAUGCAGAGACAGCGUCACGAGCGUUGUUACCCGACGUCUGGGUUCUGGACCCGUCGCUACAGAGGACCCAUGGGGAUUACAGUUAUCAUUGGCAGGGUAGCGCUGCCGAGGCGGUGGACAGGGGCCGGGGUAGUGCUCAGUCGGACAGCGGGCGGGGCCUGACUCGGGGUUGGUCUGGGCUCCUGCCGCGGGCCCCCAGUCUACCACAUGCUGCGUCCAAUCCAUCUAGGAUUUGCGGCGGCAACGGUUCUGUUUCUACUGCUGCUGCUGUCGUCUAUGGUAGUAUUAUAACUGAAUGUUCGGAUCGGCGUCGCGAUGGCAACGUCGAAAUACACAAUUUUGCCCCCGGAUCUGGAUUUGAACGAAACGAGACGGCGGCUGUCGCUGCUGGGUGCGGCAUAGGAUUGACGGCGAUAACGGCUGGUGGCGGCCACCAAGAUUUGGUCCACCAGCCCGUACCGAAGAAAACGACGACGACGACGACGACAACGACAGAAGAGGAGACACCACCACCCGCCUACUCAACACGGAGCGAAUACAAUUACGCCUACCAUCAUCACCAAUUACGAAACCUCAGGAACUACAACACAUUUGCGAUGAGAGACGGAGCAGGACGCGACAGUGAAGAUGAAGCCUCGGGGCUCUUAUCUUCCCCCCAGCCGCGCGGGUCGGCGAGUGGCGAGAGGCAGGGUUUAUUGACGGAGAGUCCGACAACAACGAGGUCGACGCAGAGCAUGGGCCGCGAUGUGGACGUGGAUGAUGUUGAGCCGGCGAGGUGGCGGCCGGCAAAGAGGAGGACGCCGCUGCUGCGAUCCAGGGCUUUCCGGAUGCUGUUAAUAGCGAUCGCGGCAGCUGCAAUUGUAUUAGGGUUUCUUGCAGCUUAUUCGAACUCUGGGUCGGCGAGGACGACUAAUAUCAUUGAGUCAUCUGGUCGGCCAUUAAAGUCACAAGCAAGUCUUGGAGAUCCAGAACCAGGUGAUUCUCCAAUACAAGUACAAAGUACUCCAAUACAAGUACAAAGUCAACAAGAACCGCCGAUGCAAUAUCCUCCCUUCGACGGCGAAAUCACAUUCCCGGCCAAAUCGGGAUGUGCCACUGGCAAGCUUGUCAACAAGGAGACGUAUCCAUUCAUCACUGGCGAUGCGUAUUCGCUGGUGCUCUUACAGAAAAUGGAGGGAGAGGAUCAGUCGCAGCCAGGUGUGCCCGUCAAGGUCUUCGGCGACGUGUUAGUUCGGAGGACGACGGGCGCGCCCGAGAUGGUGAUUGAGAUCCAGGGCAACGACGACAGCGUCCGGAUCAACCAACAGUGGGACUCGCGGGCGCAAAAACUUAUACUCACCGCCCCAAACAGGGCCCAGGGUCGAACGCAGCCUCCUUGCCUACACAUCCGGGCCACCAUCUCUCUGCCCAAGGGGGCGAGGCUCGACAGCAUCAAUGUUGAAGUGCUGCACCUCAACAUCCAUCUGCUCAGCAACCUCGACCUGGGAGUGCUCAAGAAAGCCGAGCUUACCACAAUCAUCGGCUCCGUAGCGUGCGCCACCGCAACACGGGACGAAAACGAAUUGGUCAGACUAGGGCAGGGAGGUGCCCCGCCCUUCUUCCGUUUCGAGGCGAGGUCGAUCUAUGCCACGGCCUCCAGCGGACCCAUUAGUGGUGCCUGGCCACUAUUCGACUAUCUCCGCCUCGAUACCUUGUCGGGUAAAGUGAAUGUUGGUAUCGAGCCCAAGCCAGUGCUGGCGACGGACCCACGCGUCGCUACGCUUGUUAUCCGCUCGACAUCGGGCAACGUCGAAUUCUGGGAGCCGGUAUACCAGGCACGGCAAGCGCUCCUAGCGCAGCAGGAUGCGGCAGGCAACGGCCUCGCCCCGCAAGGGAUGACGCGGUCCGCGGUCGAGAUCCUACCACCGAGGGAGUAUGACAUUGAUGUAGGCACGACCUCGGGCGAUAUCAAGGGCGCGGCCGCCUUUACCUACUCGGCCAAGAUGCACUCGACAAGCGGCAACAUCGCAGUCGACAUGCUCGCCGUCUUGCCGGCCGAGCUGGGAAUCAUGCGAGGCGUGGCCGCAGAGGACCAGAAGCAGAGCCUCCUGCAGACGACAUCUACGAGUGGCGGCACAGUAGUUAAGGUGCUGGAACCGUUUUGGUGGAGUGCGGCCACGAGCGUGUACUCUACGGCCCUCGAAGGUGCUUCCGGGCGCGUACCUCAACCACCUCUUACAACCCCACCGCGUCCGGUCACCACGUCCCCGGAAGAUCCUGAGCGCGGCAUCGUGGUCCCUAUCGUGAAUGGCCGGCCGGGAGAUCGGUUCAACGUCCCGUCGGGGCCUCCCGCAUUCCUCAUCCCACCGGGCGGGACAGUGCCGAGCAUCAGCAAACGGGCACCGCAGGUGCAACCGGCCGAAUCCGAGGCCCCAGAAGACCCUGAGCGCGGAAUCGUAGUCCCUAUCGUCAACGGUGAGCCGGGAGAUCGGUUCAACGUGCCAUCUGGCCACCCCUCGAUCUUCGUCCCGCCGGGCGUGGCACCACCGAUUAUUACUCCUCGCGGACCACAGGUGCAACCGGCCGAGUCCGAGGCCCCAGAAGAUCCUGAACGUGGAAUCGUAGUCCCCAUAGUUAACGGACGGCCUGGAGAUCGAUUCAACGUGCCAUCUGGCCACCCUUCGAUCUUCGUCCCACCGGGCGUGGCACCACCAAUCAUCACCCCUCGCGGACCGCAGCUUCAGACGGCGGAAGACGCAGCGGCACAACAGCAGCAGGCGCAAGCGGCCGCGAUGGGGGUGCCCAAGUUCCUGCGCACGUUGCAGUCGCGGCACAGCACCACUUCGGCCGCGGUCAGCGUGCGAUACCCCUCGUCGUGGCGCGGUGACAUUGAUGCCACAGACAUGUCGGGCCGCAUCAAGGUCUGGGGAAAGGACGUCGUUAUCCUCGACAAGACGAGCAACCGGCCCGGGGUCAACAAGCACGUCGCGGCGCGCAAGGGCGACCAGGAGGGCGGAGACGCGAGCAGUAUGGUGGUGCAGAGCAUGAGCGGCAAGAUCGACAUCGGCGUAGGGAAGAGGCGUUGA
Pyricularia pennisetigena is the source of this 3225-nucleotide messenger RNA. RefSeq lists its product as uncharacterized. The coding region runs from base 1 to 3225 and encodes 1074 amino acids. The record is from RefSeq and is a predicted model, not a curated record. Lineage: Eukaryota; Fungi; Ascomycota; Sordariomycetes; Magnaporthales; Pyriculariaceae. The transcript is spliced from 2 exons.